Lontra canadensis (Northern American river otter) is the source of this 2078-nucleotide messenger RNA. RefSeq names its product mitochondrial fission regulator 2 (gene MTFR2). The transcript has 7 exons. The record is from RefSeq and is a predicted model, not a curated record. Gene Ontology annotation, biological process: mitochondrial fission; aerobic respiration. Lineage: Eukaryota; Metazoa; Chordata; Mammalia; Carnivora; Mustelidae. Bases 130 to 1125 code for a protein of 331 amino acids. Gene Ontology annotation, cellular component: mitochondrion.
ACGAGCUUCGCAGACUGCGUAUUCGGGGCGGCUUGAUGUUCCGGUGGUUGCUCGGAGGUUCGACUUGGGAGGAGGGUAUCAAGAAACUGAUAAUGUUUCCUUGAAUUCGCGUAUGUAUUUGUCUCAUCAAUGUCACUCAUAUUGAAUAUCUUAAGAGAAAUGCUGGAAUAUUUUGGUGUUCCCAUAGACCAGGUUUUGCAGAUUAGAGAAAAUAAAGACUAUGGAUCAGCUCGGAGUAUUGUUCGUAUUAUUGGGAAAAUUCUUCCUCUAGAACCUUGUCCCAGGCCUAAUUUUGAGUUGAUCCCACUAUUGAAUUCUGUAGACUCUGGUAACUGUGGACCUGUAGUUCCAUCUUUUGCUGAUACUCUGUGUGUGGCAAAUGAUGAAGAAGCGAGUUAUCUCAGAUUUCGACAGAAUAAACGAAUGAAAAGUGAUGGGACUGUAGGCGAAGCUGCAUUUAAAAAGAUAGCUGCCCUUGAAGAGGAGCUGACUUUUCUUCGCACCCAGAUCGCUGCCAUCGUGGGAAGGAGGGAACUGAAAGCCAGUAGGCUUGUUGGCUUCUUUGACUUGAAUGAUGAGCCUCGUGGUUUGGGACGAAGACCAUCACCAGGGACUGCUGAACUGAGUGCCCAGCCAGAUCCAUUUUCAAGUUCAAUGCUUUUCCCUCCUCCUCCUCCUCUUCCUCCUCCACUGCCCCCUCAGCUUUUUUCUCCACAGCCAACCUGUUCUCCUCUCACACAGUCAGGAUCUAAUAAUAUGUGUGACUCAGAUAAUUCUGCAAAUGAAAUGAAAAAACAGCAUCCGGCUGACAGUAAGACCAAUUCCAGUCAUUCAAAAAACCAGGAAAAUAAAGAUGUUCCAAACAUGUUGGAUGUACUAAAGGACAUGAAUAAGGUUAAACUUCGUGCUAUUGAACGGUCACCUGGAGGUAGACCCAUUCAUAAGAGGAAAAGACAAGAUUCACAUUGGGAUGCAGUGUCUUUAAUAUCCCAUGCACUUAAGCAGAAGUUUGCAUUCCAAGAAGAUGAUUCCUUUGAGAAAGAAAAUAGGUCUUGGGAAUCUUCUCCGUUUUCUAGUCCAGAAACUUCAAGAGUGAGCUAUAAUAACGUAAAGUUAGUGUUUUAAUUUUUCUUAAGUGUGUCGUUCAUGAUACAUCUUCACCUUCAGGUUCUCUUGAAGUACUUGCACAGAAUGGGCCAUGCGGUUGUUGGCUGGUACCGCGUCUGUUUCUGUGGUUUCUGUUCCCUUUCACACGUUCUUUUUAGCUUUUUGGCUUACUAUGAAGUUUUUUGAAAUAAAACACUUGAUUUGAAAAAUACUUGUGUGUGAGUCUGUCAAGGUUUCUCCUGACAGGUGCUAACUUGAUGUCGCUGUCUGCAGUUGGGACAAGGUGUCUGAAACUCAAAGAGACCAGAGAAUGGUGACAGAUUCCCUCACUGGAGUUACAUGGAUACUCCCAGUAUUUCUCUUAACUAUAAAGACUGGGUUAUUUAGUUAAAUAGAAUGUUAACAGUGCUUUUUAAAAAGUAGCUAGGAUCGUAGUUCUCUUCAGUGACCACGUUUCUUGGCUCCCGGCAUGGAUCGGAGCGGGAGAAACGGCCCCACUCAGUCUCUGAGUUACUCGGUGUGCGUGUGCCAUCUCUAACAUUAAUCAUGUCAACUCUGGAAAUUCUUAACUCUAAGAAGGCAAAAAAGUAUAGUGUACUUUAGAAUUACUACAAUCAUAAAGCACAAGUGUUCCUAAAAAUUAAUGUUUAGCAUUUGUGUAGAAAUGUCUAACUUGGGAGUACUUUUUUGCUCACCUCAUUUGAUCCUCACAGCACCAUCCUAAAAAUAAAUAGAACUAAAACUAAGUUAGUAUUACCUGUCUCUCCCUGAGGAAAUAAUCCUCAGAGUGCCAAAGUAAUCUAGGUGUAACCCUUCAUCUAACUGGCACAGCAGACACUGGAGCUUGGUUUAUUAACAUUUUAGGGUGUCUGAAAACCUUCAGUCACAUAUGCGAGUCACUUGUGUGGGACACACUUCCAGUGACGGUGGGUGAAUGAGGGAUUAAUUACGGGGUUGUCUCACUGCUCACU